AUGCGAAGAGCUGUCCAGCAGAUCCUCCUGGCUUUAUUCAGCCUCACAGCAGUAGUGUAUAAGAAGGAGGCUAUUGCGCUAGAAGUCAAAACCAUGGAUGCUGAGCAAAAUAAACAAGACUCUCUUCCUGAAGGAGUCACUGGAACCCUUGAUGCCAGUGAUUCCAUGAGAUUACUUCAGCUUUUUAGCCUCAAAGGAGACAAGACUCUCAAGUCAUGUAUCACAGUCCUCAAACUGUCCUUGUUGGAAUUUACUGCAAACUUUAAUAACAAUUACCUGUCUUCCUGUGCAGGAGAAAAGAACUGCAAAGAGCUGUUAGACAAAGGAUACAGGAUGAGUGGUUGGUACACCAUUUAUCUCCCAAACUGUAUGGCCAUCAAUGUAUUGUGUGACAUGCAUACGGAAGGAGGUGGAUGGAUAGUCUUUCAGAGGAGAAUAGAUGGUUCUGUAGAUUUUUUCCGUAAUUGGGAAGAAUACAAGAAAGGUUUUGGCAGCCAACUAACAGAUUUCUGGUUAGGGAAUGAAUAUAUUCACUUUCUGACAUCUUUUGGUACUCAGGAACUUCGCAUUGACCUCAUGGAUUUCAGUUACAAACGCACAUUUGCCAAGUAUGAAUCAUUCAAAAUAUUUUCAGAGCGAGACAAUUACAAGCUGAGUCUUGGAAGUUUCCUUUUAGGUACUGCAGGGGAUUCAUUGUCAGUCCACCAUAUGAUGCCAUUUUCAACUAAAGACCGAGAGCAAGAUCCUCAGUCAAACCAGUGUGCAACAACCUACAAAGGUGCUUGGUGGUUCAAUGAUUGCCUAGAUUCCAAUUUAAAUGGGAUGUAUGAGAAUGGAGAACAGGAUACAUAUGCAGGUGGUAUAAUCUGGAAGGCAGACAAAGGAUAUUAUUACUCCUACAAACAGACUGAAAUGAAAUUUCGCCCCAUUUAA
This is a messenger RNA of Rhea pennata, 933 nucleotides long. Its product is annotated as ficolin-1-like. Bases 1 to 933 code for a protein of 310 amino acids. Gene Ontology annotation, molecular function: carbohydrate derivative binding; antigen binding; signaling receptor binding. The transcript is spliced from 7 exons. The record is from RefSeq and is a predicted model, not a curated record. NCBI's taxonomy places the organism in Eukaryota, Metazoa, Chordata, Aves, Rheiformes, Rheidae. Gene Ontology annotation, biological process: complement activation, lectin pathway.